AUGAGAGGAGGAGGGGUUGGAGGAGGCGGCGUGUCAAGAGGCCCGCCUGGUGUAGACGGCAGAGGCGCAGGGAGGGGCGAGGCAGCCGAAGGUGGCGGCAACCGCGCUGAGCCCCAGGGAGCGCGCGGCCGCGGCGGCGCCGGCGAACGCGCUUCCGCCGCCGCCGGCCGCCGCUCCGGCGGCGGCGGCCCCUGGACGCCGUCCGUCUCCGCCGCCGACGCCGCGGCGCGGCUCCAAGCGGCGUCGGAGGUCCCGGAGUCGGUGCGCGCGGCCGCCGGCCCGCUGCCGCCGCCGCCGGCCGCAGCCUCGUCAAGCUCGGACGCGGCGUCCGCAGACGCCGCCGCCGUCGGACGAUACGGGGAAGAGCUCGCGUACCACUACCUGACGAGCGCCGCGGCCGCGUCGGGCGGCGGCUGGGACGUGAUCUGGGAGAACGCGGCCGGGGAGAGCGGGCUGCCGUAUGACAUCCGGCUGGCCGGCCCGGACGGCGCGGCUGUGUUCGUCGAGGUCAAGGCCUCGCGCUCGGCGGGAAAGCAGCUCUUCGAAAUGUCCAGGCGGGAGUUUGAAUUCGCAGAGGCGGCGGGAGACUGGUACCACAUCCUGCGGCUGGUCGGCGUCGGGGGCGCGGGCUCUGGCGGCGGGGACAGGGCCCCGGGGGCGGGGGCGGGCCCGAGGGGGCCGCGUGUGGAGCGGUUGGUCAACCCGGCGCUGCUGUGGCGCGCGGGCGCGGUGCGCGUGUGCGUGGUGCUGUGA
Monoraphidium neglectum is the source of this 753-nucleotide messenger RNA. RefSeq lists its product as hypothetical. Lineage: Eukaryota; Viridiplantae; Chlorophyta; Chlorophyceae; Sphaeropleales; Selenastraceae. The coding region runs from base 1 to 753 and encodes 250 amino acids. The transcript has a single exon. The record is from RefSeq and is a predicted model, not a curated record.